Molecule: messenger RNA, 1457 nt
Organism: Sipha flava (yellow sugarcane aphid)
Lineage: Eukaryota; Metazoa; Arthropoda; Insecta; Hemiptera; Aphididae
Product: U3 small nucleolar ribonucleoprotein protein IMP4
Exons: 10
Coding region: 127-1059 (310 amino acids)
Biological process (GO): rRNA processing
Cellular component (GO): nucleolus; small-subunit processome; Mpp10 complex
Molecular function (GO): rRNA primary transcript binding; snoRNA binding
Source: RefSeq, a predicted model, not a curated record
AAAAUAAUACUGAUAAAGAAAAUUGCAGAAUUGACGAUAAUCCAGUGUUAAGGUACUAUGAAUCAAUAAUAUGAUAAACAUAAAAUAAUUCCAGAAGUCGAGGCGUGAACGACGUGAAUUAAAACGAUGGACAAAGCUCGAAAAUCAGACCCGAAAAAUCCAAGCGAACCAGAAAUACCUGCAGUUUCGAGAUCAGGACGCAUUAUAAAGAAGUCGACUAAAUUACUCGGCUUCGAGUCUUCAGAUAUACCAGAAGAAAAAGAAAAAACACCAAAGUCAUCGAAACAAAAUUCAAAACGCCAAUCGUCUAACCACGAGCCACUUGAUCAAUUCAAUGACGAUGAUAACAGCAUGGAAUUUCUAGAAGAACAACAGAAUACAGAGAGUGGAGAGUGGACUGUUGAUAUUAAAGCUUAUGACGACACAGAGCCCAGCGGUACUUCUGUUUCAGUAGGAGAACACAACCAAUUUAUGUAUGCUCUCAAAAACUUAAGUAUGAAAGAACCCGGAUUUGUUGCAUAUGCGUUAUGGGCUAAAGAAGUACGCAAAACUUUGAUGAACGCUUAUCCAAAUUCUAGUACUUCACAAAUUAAUCAGCAGCUCAGAGAUAUGUGGAAAUCUGUACCGACGGAAGACAAAAGUCGGUGGAUACGGAAAGCAAAGAGAUUAUUAGAACGUGAAGGUGUAGAAAUCACUGACACAAAUGACUCUAAAGUAAUAGCCAAAAAACCAAGUGCAGAAAUGAUGGAUAGUAUUAUGGACAGUAGUAGUAACAAAAACAAAAUCAAAUCUGAACCUCUAAGAUCAACGCAACCUAUUGAUGUAGCAGCUCAUUUGGCAUUACUUGGUGAAUCAUUAGGUAUAAUAGGCCAAAGAUUAAAAGAACACCAAGGUCAAAUAGCAGUGAAUGGUAGUGUAUCGGUCCUUUUGGAUUCUCUAUUAUGUGCAUUAGGACCUCUACUUUGUCUCACUCAACAAGUUACAGAAUUAAAUGUCAACUCCCAAGAUACUAUGUCUAGACUAAUGGAUGAUAUAGCUUAUAUAAUGCCAGGCUUAUAAGAAAUUGAAUUAUGAACUAUUAAUAAUAAUUUAUUUAUACUUUCAAUUUACGUUAAAUAUGUAAUGUUAAACAUUGUACGAAUAGUGUACAUUAUGUUUAUCAUAUAAAAAUACUUUUGGCAAAUGAUUUAUUUUUAUUUUUUAGUACAAAUAAUUUUGCGUAGUCACUUUUAAUUGAUUAACAAUUAGUAGUACGUAAAAUAUGUGUAAAAUACGGGUAUAUUUCUGCUUAGAACUAUUGUAUGGCCUUCAAAAUGUAGGCCCCAAUUGUUUUUUGUCAAAAGUUCUCCAUAUGUUUUCCUGUCUAAAGUAGUUUUAAACCAUGUAAUAUCUUCUAUAUGGUUGUAAUAUUUUUAUAAUUUUUUUUUUUUUUUUUAUAUAUAGUAAGAAUAAUGAAC